This is a messenger RNA of Saccoglossus kowalevskii, 1988 nucleotides long. Its product is annotated as tubulin gamma-1 chain. The record is from RefSeq and is a predicted model, not a curated record. Lineage: Eukaryota; Metazoa; Hemichordata; Enteropneusta; Harrimaniidae. Gene Ontology annotation, biological process: microtubule nucleation; cytoplasmic microtubule organization. Gene Ontology annotation, molecular function: GTP binding. Gene Ontology annotation, cellular component: microtubule; gamma-tubulin complex.
CGCCAUUUGCAAGUGUUGGGAAUGGUAUCCUCUCGGAAUUGAUCAAUAUUAUCUAUCACAGGGAACAGUCCUGUUAUUACGAGCUAUCCACUGAAACAAGAAGUGCUAUACAUCAUCAGAAUGCCUCGUGAAAUAAUAACUCUUCAACUGGGACAAUGCGGCAACCAGAUUGGUAUGGAAUUCUGGAAGCAGCUUUGUGCUGAGCAUGGAAUCAGUCCGGAAGGAAUUUUAGAAGAUUUUGCCACUGAUGGUACUGACCGGAAGGAUGUCUUCUUUUAUCAGGCUGAUGAUGAACACUACAUCCCAAGAGCUGUACUAUUGGACUUAGAGCCCCGUGUUAUCCACGGCAUAUUAAAUUCCCCAUACGCUAACCUUUACAAUCCAGAAAAUAUCUAUCUUUCAAAAAAUGGAGGUGGUGCUGGUAAUAACUGGGCUACUGGAUACUCACAGGGCGAGACCCUCUAUGAGGAGAUGUUUGAUAUUAUUGACAGAGAGGCUGAUGGUAGUGAUAGCUUAGAAGGUUUUGUGCUAUGUCAUUCUAUUGCUGGUGGUACUGGUUCUGGUAUGGGAUCAUAUCUACUGGAACGUCUAAAUGACAGAUUCCCAAAGAAGUUGAUCCAAACAUAUUCCGUAUUUCCAAACCAGGAUGAAAUUAGUGAUGUCGUCGUUCAACCUUAUAACUCGCUGUUGACCUUGAAGAGAUUGACUCAGAAUGCUGAUUGUGUGGUAGUUUUGGACAACACAGCACUCAAUCGGAUAGCAACUGAAAGAAUGCAUGCACAGAAUCCAGAUUUUUCACAAAUCAACCAAAUGGUCUCCACCAUUAUGUCUGUGAGCACAGCAACGUUGAGAUAUCCAGGUUAUAUGAAUAAUGAUUUGAUUGGCUUGAUAGCUUCUUUAAUUCCAACACCAAGAUUACAUUUCCUUAUGACUGGAUACACACCACUUGUCACUGAUCAGAAGGUAACCACAAUACGAAAAACAACAGUACUUGAUGUUAUGAGGAGAUUGCUACAACCUAAGAAUACUAUGGUGUCAACUAGAGAUAGACAAAGAAGUUUACAAGCCAACCAUUGCUAUAUAUCUAUACUUAAUAUUAUCCAGGGCGAAGUGGAUCCAACCCAGGUUCAUAAAAGUCUACAGAGAAUAAGAGAAAGGAAGCUGGCAAAUUUUAUUCCAUGGGGACCUGCUAGUAUUCAGGUUGCAUUGUCAAGGAAAUCACCCUAUGUACAGACUUCACAUAGAGUCAGUGGGCUAAUGUUGGCAAACCAUACAAGUAUAUCUUCUUUAUUUGAUAGGACUUGCAAACAAUAUGACAAGCUGCGGAAACGCGAGGCUUUCUUGGAUGGAUUUCGUAAAGAAGCCAUAUUUAAAGAUAAUCUAGAUGAGUUGGAUGAUUCUCGUGAAGUGGUACAACAGUUGAUUGAUGAAUAUGUUGCGGCCACUAAACCGGAUUACAUCUCUUGGGGCCAGCCGCCAGAAUAAUCAAACCCGAUACCUACUCAAUUAUUAUAUUGUUUGUGUCGCCUUUCUUUUCAUCAGAUGAGAUAUACAGAUGUUAUAAAAUUUCUUCAACUUGCAUGUAAAUAUCACUUUUAUUCGAAGUAUCUUCUGUACUUCUUUCAGUUUACACAUGGAUGUUUGAUUUACCAAAUGUUACUUUUAAAGUCGCAUGUUCAUUUCUUUUAUACUGCAAUAUAAAUGUACCUUUACAUAUUUUCCUGAAGGUGACAUUCUUGUGUAGAGUGGUAUAUUUAAUCCUGUGAAACCAUUCAGUUUAGAUAUUACUGUAAAAUCUGUAUUAGAAGCUGCGACUUCUUUUAAAAUGGUACAAUGCAACAGAGGCAAUGUGGCUUCUACGCAUAAAAGAAACGAUUAAAUUUUGGUUCAAGCUUGCUCAGAAAGACUGGGUGUGGCUUCUAAUAUGGAUGAAGCUUGUAAUGAGUUUAUGAUGUACUACUGCCUUUUCAAUAAAAUAUGUAAAUAUU